This is a messenger RNA of Cimex lectularius (bed bug), 2631 nucleotides long. RefSeq names its product pantothenate kinase 4-like. The transcript has 17 exons. NCBI's taxonomy places the organism in Eukaryota, Metazoa, Arthropoda, Insecta, Hemiptera, Cimicidae. Gene Ontology annotation, cellular component: cytosol; nucleus. Gene Ontology annotation, molecular function: pantothenate kinase activity; ATP binding. Gene Ontology annotation, biological process: coenzyme A biosynthetic process. The record is from RefSeq and is a predicted model, not a curated record. The coding region runs from base 462 to 2588 and encodes 708 amino acids.
CGGCUAACUGCUUAGGUCAUUGCUGGCACCACACAUAUGUUUCUCACAUUUUGAAAAAUUUGCACUUUGUACUGAUAACUUCAUUCUAAUUGGCUACUCAUCGGACCUUACGGUUUUUGUUGCAUUUUUCUUUGUAUCCCUCCACAUGUGGUAAAUUGAAGUAUUUGACCAUUUACAUACACACACAUUCAUAAUACACAUUUAUACUAAUAAACCUAUUUUCCUAAUAUUACAACUAAAGUGGAGGUCAGUAAGAUGGUUUUAAUCCUGCCAACUUCCUUUCAUUCUCGCGAAUAAAUACAUUCAAACGCAUUCGCUACUCAUUGAAAACUAGGACUGAUUUUAAAGGAACAAAACUAAACAAGGGGGAUUCUGAGGAAAGGGAAAUCAGUUAAGCCAUCAUGCGAUUAAAAAACAAAUCUGUGGAUCAAACAGGCUGAUUGUUGGGAAAGAUUCUUAAAAUGCCCGAAAACCGGGAUGAUGGAUCCCAUUUGGCUAUAAGUGUCGGUUUGAAAUUGAGUUGUAUUUCAUUUUGCCAGACAGAUAAUUCAGAAUCAAAGGGACAAAACACUGACGCCAAAGAUGAAAAAAGGCCAAGGAUUGUUUCUAAACUCUGUUCGACCGAGACGCUUGAUUCAACAUUGCAUUCAUUGCAGGAAAACCAAGAGAUUGUACCCAAUACAAUUUUUUUAACAGGAACAGAUUCAGAAAAAUGGUCCAAGAAUACUCAAAUUACUUUGAAAACAAAAUUUCAUGUUGAUCAGGAGAUUAUGCAGUUUAUAGCAUUGGGAUGUGGCUUUGUACUGAAAAAUAUUAAUGAUGAAGCUUUUCAGUUAAAUCUAGAAACUCACCCUUUAAACUUUGUCUCAAAUGCAUACAAAUUUUUUCCAUGCGUUCUUAUAAAUAAAAACGAAUUCAUUGAUUUUAUCAAGAUGUCCACAGACAAAGAGUUUCAGUUUUUAGGCAAAUCUUGUUUCAAUUUACAGCAAAUGCUGUUAAUAAGCAAAGGAUUGACUGGCACAAAGGAUCUUGAAAGUUUCAUGGUUGUUCUGAAAUCAUCACCGAUAUACAGUCAAAUUACUAAAUGUAGCGAAGAUACAUUUAUGAAAACUAUGGCAGAAGUUGAAGGGUUAAUUUUUUCUGAAAAUGAAUUAUUAGAGAAAUCUCAUUUAGCGUGGUACUUAUUCUGGUUAUGGUGCAGCAACAUCUGUCAACUUGCAUCUUUGCACUGCCAAAACAACAAAACUAAAAAUGUGAUUCUUGGUGAAGGCUGGGAUAUAAAUGCAGAUUAUUUGUCUAUUUUAAAUCUCAUUUUUAAAUACUGUACGGGCGGCAGAUUGAAGAUGAUUUUUCUCAGGCAUUCUGCAUUUUUAUCAUCAAUUGGAGUAUUACUAAGCAAAGUAAAACAUGAAGAUUUUCAGCUUUCCUGGAGGGAAAAUUAUUUUUUAAGUUCUGGCUACAACAGAGAAUUUCAAUCCACGGGUCAACAGACACUUGCUCUUGAUUCAGUAGCGGCAAAAUUGGUGCCUUGUCCUUUACUUAUAGAUCCUUCGACUUACAACCCUUUACUACAAAAUUUAUACAUCGAUGAUGAAUCUAGGGAAUACUGGAUUCAAUGUAUAAUUCAGAAUAUCAGAUCGAAAGGCAACAACAGACUCUCUGCAGAGUCCUGCUCACCGAUGCAAAUAGCGUUUUACAAAUUCCAAGAUAUGGCAGUUGAAAAAUUACAACAUCUUAUGCAAUACCCAUAUUCAUUUGGAAACCUUUCAAUGAUGAUAUUGCAAAAUAUGUUGGACGAUUGCAAGUACGAGCUGGAACUAUUUGACACAUACUCAAAGGUAAAGAGAGAAGAGGCGAAUUUGGCAGUUCAGAUUUUUGAAAGGCACAUAAAAUUUCUGGACCGGCUCAACUUCAGAGACAGGCAGUUGGAAAUAGCUUUGUCCAUCUUGGCUGGAAACAUGUUUGACUACGGCUCUAAGGAAGUGUUCGAGCUGUUGAAUUCAGGCCAUUUUGGCUUUAAAGAGGCAAUAAAAAAACUUCCACUCCGACCGUGGCUCAUUGACAAUCUUGAUGCUUGGAUUGAACAGAUAGAGGAAAAACCAUACAAGCUUGCCGCUGUUUUUGUCGAUAAUUUUGGUUUUGACUUAGUACUUGGAGUUUUCCCUUUCAUAAGAGAGCUGCUCAAGAAUGGAACAAAAGUACUGUUAUGUGCAAAUAAAUAUCCUGUAAUUAACGAUGUAACCUCAGAGGAACUUGAUUCAGCUUUAAAAUCUGUUUCUACUGCUUGUUCAUAUAUAGAAGAGGCUUAUUCAAAUAAAGACAUUAAAAUUGUGGAAGUGCCCAAUAGCAGCUGCUGUCUUGAUUUUCGGUAUGUGAGUGAAGAGUUUGCGGAAUUUUGUUCUGAUGUUGAUUUAUUGGUCAUCGAAGGUAUGGGCAGAGCGAUCCACACAAAUUUAGAUGCUGAAUUCAAUGUCGAUUGCCUCAGAAUGGCGGUAAUAAAAAAUCACUGGCUCUCAAAAAAGCUGGGUGGCAUUGAUUUCUCGCCUGUGUUUAAAUUUUCCACUUAUGUAUGUGAGACUCAUUUAUAAUUUGUAAUAAAUUGCAUGGUGAUUAGUAAAAAUUGCCUAAUUA